Messenger RNA from Spirometra erinaceieuropaei, 11077 nucleotides. The record is from the annotation of a GenBank genome assembly. NCBI's taxonomy places the organism in Eukaryota, Metazoa, Platyhelminthes, Cestoda, Diphyllobothriidea, Diphyllobothriidae.
AUGGAACAGGCUUUAAAAGAGGAGUCUCGGGACUCUUCUUUGGGCAUAAGUCACCUCAAACACUACACUGACCGUAAGUUAGUUCAGCACGACCCUCAGCCCGGAAGAUUGGGUGAUGAUGUCAGCUGGCGACCUUCCAAAUCACUGCUGCUACCGAGCCAUGAUGUGCUAAUGACAUGGGGAAUUUAUUGUAUCGCUAUUGCGUCGGUAUCUGGAUCAACCUCAAUUGCUAUUUACUCUUCUGCCGAAUACUAAAUGCCAUCUCAUAUCAAGGCCAUUUUGGAAACCUUACCCCUCUCCACUCUUCGUCUACAAAUUACAACCCUACUGACUUUUUCUUCAGUAACCCAGUCGCUUUUCCGCCGCAUGUGAACCCUAGUCUGUCCUAAAUGCUUCUCAGUGAUCAGCCGCAUGAAAUAUCAACUAAAAUUCUAAACUGCUAUUUUGGUCCGAAGGAUUUGCCUAAGUGAGUUUGUAAUAUUAAUUGCCAUUCGGCAUAUUCCCAAGGUAUUGCAGUCAGGCUGGGAUGUUGGUCUUUGAAUGCUUUUCUUUUUGACGGGCUGCAGAAACCACCCUCGGUAAAAAUGAUUGUUUUAAUAACAUAAUUUUUCAUUUGAUUGUAGAUGCUCCUAUGGAGUCAAUUUUUAUUUGAUAGAAAACGUGUUCAGGAAUAUACUUCCUUCUGCUUAUUUGGCAGCAGAUCACGUCUUUCGAGUAUAAAUACUCGAACAAGUUUAACAUUUAGGUUUUAAGAAAGUUUUUCAAUGCCCAUAUACUUUUGUUCCCUAUUUGCCGUUAGAUUUGAGUCCAGAUUUCACGGUCCAAAAUUGUAUACUUUCCAUGCAGGGAGAAUCAUAGAUUCCCCUGGGCCAUUAAGAAAUCAUCGUAUAGGGCUCAUAAAUGUCGCAAGAGAAUUGAACCGCGUUGUAUACCUUGUAAGGAGCACUACUAAGCGGACAGAUACGAUGUCACGUAAAUGGACAUGUCAUGUUCUAAAAAAAUUCAUAACUGCAAACUUUUAAAGCCCAAAGACAAUCUUUCUCUGAGUAAAAAGUCAGAUGGAGACGUGGUUUACCACCAAAUAAGCUCAAGGAACUGCACUUUUGAACGCGUUUUCUACUAAGUACGUGUUCACUUACAAGAGCACCCAACGUCAGUGGAAGCUUCUCACUACUUAAGUAGUCAUUCUUUACCAAGCAUGGCUUCUGCAGCCGGUCUAAAAGAAGAACAUUCAAAAGCCAAUAUCCUGGCGUGACUGGGAUAUCUUGGGAUUAUGCUGCCCGAUAAUAAAUAUUACGACUCAACUUAAGUAAUCCUUACUAAUCAGAAACGCAUUUCAGAAUUUCAUGGGAUUGGUCAUUGACCAUAGCCUGAAAAUAGAGCUACUGGCCUGCUGAUAUGCUAUAUAGAGCGUUUGUUUCUCAACUUGUGUUUUAGUGUUGAAGUCCAAUUAUCCUCUACAUAGUCAGCACUCUUGACGUCUUUCGGCAACGGUAGGGUGAAGGACCCCACUUACAGUAGGUGGGCUAACUCAUGAAAUCUCAAUAGAAAUUCCAAAGUGCGUUUCCGUUUCGAAAAGAUUCAUUAAGUAGGGUUGUAAAACUAACCAUCAUGUAGCAUAACUCCACAGUAAUUCAGUUACCCCAGGACGCCGGCUUUCGAACAAACUUCUUCCUGGCUGUAUCCAAAAACCAGGCUCUAUAAAAAAUGACUACUUAUGUGGCAUGCAUUUUUUCAUUGAUUUUCGAUGCCUUCCAAAAUUCAAUUAUAUUUCAUGGAAAACAUGAAAAAUAUAUUCAUUCUUUCGCUCAUUCAGUAGAAAAUUACGUCUUCUUUUACUUUUACACUCGAAGGAGGGGUAUAAUUCGGUUUUAAAAAAGUUUCUAAGUGUGAGAUUUUUUAAUACCGUGAAAUGACCCUUCAUAAAACGUCCUGUCUCUGCAUUUACCAAUGUGGCUUCUAAAGUUAACAAUAUGGAUCAAAUCCACGGUUUAAUUUUAUGAACCCUAUAUGGUCCCUCUUUAUUACCGUAGAGAGAUGUGUGGUUUUCCGUACGCGGAAAAUAUACGGCUUGUAGUUUGGAAGCCCUGAAUGCAAGUGUAACAGCAGGUUGGGUUCAAAAUUAUUCGGAAAUUCGAAAAGUUUUAUAAAGCCAAAUUAUAACCUUCCUUCGAGUGUAAAAUUAAAAGAAGACGUAAUUUUUACCGAAUGGGCAAAAGAAUGCAUAUUUUUGUGUAUGUUUUCCAUGAAAUAUAAUUGAAUUUUUAAGGGCAUCGAAAAUCAAUGAGAAAAAUGCAUGCCACAUAGGUAGUCAUUUUUUACAGAGCUUGGUUUUUGGAUGAAGCCAAAAAGAAGUUUGUUCGAAAGCUGGCGUCCUGGGGUAACUGAAUUAUUAUAUAAUUAUGCUGCAGGAUGAUUAGUUUUACAACUCCACUUAAUGAAUCUUUUCGAAACGAAAACGCAUUUCGGAAUUUCUGUCAAGAUUUCAUGAGUUAGCCCACUUACUGUAACUAUGGGUAUACUGUGCAUCGGGUCAUACGCGAAUUAUGGUAAUGAGAGGGGGUUACGUGUGGGCAACAUGACGGACAGCAAGUUGACUGAACGCGGAAAAACAUAGAAGACGGUAGGUGACACAAACGACAUUGCCGAGUAAAAUUAUGGAUGUAUGCGAGUAGGGUAUCAAGCUGGAUAUUCCAUGGCAUUCUACCCUGAAAGAGCGCCUGACCAUCGAAUAACUGAGCCUACUCCCUGGCAGACGCUUCUGUCAUCCCUCAAUUCAUGCCCAGUUGAUCUGUGUCUUUUUUGUUUCUCCGAUCUUGGUUACAACUGCUCGUCAUCAGUACUUAACUAGAUUUCGCAUGUAACCACAUUAAAACAAGAUCCAAGGCUACCAACAGCUACUUGGGGUCCUUCAUCAUACCGUUGCCAGUCUUCUUUCUGUCGCUAUUCGACGUUUCUUUUGACCUUUUAGUAGAGCCGUUGUUUGAGAACUAAACUUGAUAGUCUUCAGCACUUUCACAGCUUACUAGUUUUGUAAACGGAGCAUGCGCAGCUUCGAAGUUCAGUUGCAAACGCUAUUAUGGUUAUGUCUGCGGGCCUGUCCUUGGACUUCGAUAGCGGACGAAAAGCCUCACAGGAAUCAAAUUACCAAAAAGAAACUGGAACACUACUAACAGCUCGACACACUGACGCUAAAAUAUAGGAUGUCGAUUAUUUGGAUUAGACAGCUGCUUCCCCCUGUCGGCUGAGAGUUCCUGUCGUCUGCAUAUUUUUCGUCUGUCAGCUUGAAUUUCGUAAUGGAAGUAAUGACAGUAAUGGAAGGUGACGUAGAUAGGGGGAAGAAUCAAUGCCUUCGCGUGCGUGCGUGUAGCGAGUAAUAGCGAUCAAUAGGGCGAUCCCACGCUAUUUGUGAGUCGUUAACGCAACCAGUUGGGCAGUAAGCCUCUCGAUGCUAUCCACGCCAGCAAGAGGCGAAGAAGAUUCCGCCAUCAACUUGGCACUAACGAUCGAAGUCGAAACCUACACUAGCUUUGGAGUGCACCGCGUAAGGGUUAGUAAACAUCAACCUAAAUUAAAUUUAAUAAGGAGGAUAAGACCUAGUAGACGGGAUAACUGGAAAAAAAGCUUGCACAAAUAAAAGGCAUGACGGAAUGGGGGCAACUGUUUGAAUUCCAGGUGUCCGUGUGAGUAAGGAAGUAGAAGAAGAAGAAGAAGAAGAAGAAGAAGAAGAAGAAGAAGAAGAAGAAGAAGACUGGUCGGGUUCCGAAAGCAUUUGUUCACUUGUCUGAGCCUUCAAAAUCACGCAGGGGUCCAUCGUCAGAGAUAAAAGUAGCAACAAAACAGGCAACAACUGUAGGGCGGUUUUGCCAAUCAAUGAUCAGGGACGCAGACGUGGAAGUGGGCGCGCAGGGCACUGUAUGCCAGCGACAAGUCGAUACAUCGGUCGACCGAGUUCACACCCAAGGUCCAGGCCCCACCUGAUUCUCGACUUGUAUUGCGUCUGGUGUUGGUGACUACCCUGGUGGCUGCAAAUCUAUACUCCUGACCGGUUUCCAAGGCUAAGACAGCCACCUGCGAUAACCCUUCACCCCAUCGCACAACCAGCUUAUGCUCCUGCAUGCGCGAUACGAGCAUGCGCUCACUCUGACUGGUGUAACUCUAAGGACAGUUAAGACACGAGAUGUGAUAUACUAUACACCCUGUUCACUGGGAUUUAAGCGAUCUUUGAUUUUCAUGACGUUCAUUUGCAUCCUACUUUGUUUGUGUUCAGUCCUCAUAAGGAGACCGACUGUUCUCAGCGCUAAUGGUCUGCCUUACCCCGUCAGACAGAUGCUCUGAAAUUUUGUGACUCUGCCAGCGGUCUUUCGGUGUGGAGAUUGAUGGGCCGUCCGCAUACUCAGUUCCCGUUCGGAAAUCCCUACCAUAAAUCAUACAAAUUUAGAAGAAAUAAACACAUUGGUAACUGGUAAUCCGAGUCAUCCAUUGGCGGGGGUUGGGGUAUAAGUGCGUGUUGUUAUGGUGGUGGUGGUGGCGGCGGCAGCGGCGGUGGUGGUGGUGAUGAUGAUGAUGAUGAUGAUGAUGAUGCUACUGCUACUGCUGCUGCUGCUGCUGCUGAUGAUGAUGAUGAUGAUGAUGAUGAUGAUGAUGAUGAUGAUGAUGAUGAUGAUGAUGAUGAUGAUGGAGGAGGAGGAGGAGGAGGAGGAAAAUGUGAAGAAAAAGUGCAAGAAAGAGGGAAAAUAUCUAAUCUUAUAGCCAGAAAAGGGUAAGAUGAUAGUUGGUAGCCGUGCCCACAGACUCCACAAUGGUACCUACUGGAUCGAUUUCAGUAGCUUUAAUUGCGUUCCCAUUAUGCUUUUAAAUUCACGCGCACGCUGUAUUACCUGUAUCAUAUUCAUUUUAGAAGUACUAUCCUGGGCAGAUAUGCACCGCUAACGAUUCAAAUGAGGCUUACCAUAUGUCAAAUUUCAUUAGAAGAGGCAGUUGGCAACCGUGCCCACAUAAUCCAUAAUUGUACCUACUGGCUUGAUUUAAGUAGCUAUGAUUACUUUCUCAUUAUUCUUUUAAAUUUGCAUGCGUGCUGUAUUACCUGUACCAGGUUCAUUGUGGAGGUACUAUCCUGGGCACAGGUAACGAUGACAAUGAGGCUUUCCUUACAUCAACUUUCAUAAGAAGAGGUAGCUCUUGACUGUCUCAUUCAUUGUAGAGGUACUAUCUUAGGCGGAAUGGCACCGGUAACGAUGCCAAUGACGCUUACCCCUUUAUCAGCUUUCAUUAGCAGAAGUAGCUUUCGACUGCCUCAUUAUUUGCGGAUUUUCUCUUCCGCCCAAACCAAUUUUUUCGCAUAAAAGUCUUACCCGGCUUGCGUUGUGGCGUUCCGUGUGCCGCUGCUUGACUCUCAUGUCCUUCUGUCCAUUAUGUUGGAUGGAGUUCUAUCGCUUACACUGCGGAAUGACCUUCGGACCAGUUGCCUUCUUCCCAUUGGUUGUUCGCCUUCACUUGCUUUUCUUUCCAAUCUGAGGCUAGGAUGCAUUUAUUCCACACACCGUUCAAAGUCUCCUUGCUCAUUUCUAUACCUUCCUUGUAUUUUUCACCGAAUCUAAAUUAGGCUUCCACUUUACCAGGAGUGUCAAUUCCUAGCAUAUACUACAGUCGCCAUUUACCCGUCCACUCAAUUGUCCCACCCGUAUAGCCCCUAUUACCACCGGUCCCGAUUGACAGGCAGCUGGGAGUUUGUGGUGUCAGGAGGGCUACCAACUAUCAUCUAACCCAGAAAAGUAUUCUUUUGAACACUGGGACUCGUACAGAGCUCCUUCCCCUAAUAUAAAAAGGCAGUUGCAGGAAGGUUGUAUUUACAGACUCUUGCAGACUCAGUAGUCUUACUGCGGUGGCCAAAGCCACAGGCCGCAACAACCUUCAGAUCCGGUCCUGAAAAGAAAGAGGAAAAGCUGAACGCCAGUUGAGAGAGCAAUGCAUUCUCUACCGAAUGAAUGGUGGGAGCAGGUUGGCGACUGUACGAGAGGCAAACAUCCGCUGUCGCCGAAGCGGGUGGCGAGGUUCUACUGGGAUGGUCAUCCGAGUGCCUUGAGCGAGGGCAUACUUGCAUCAGCCUAGAGGUUAAUUGGCCGGUUUGCAUAGCUAUGAUUGGUCGAAACGCAGACUGUCGUUGGUAAGUACGUGUAAGUACGCGCCAGAGACGCGCUGUCUCCGUAUGUACGCCGGUAGGAUCGCCACAAUCUGCGUCACCAAUCAGGAAAUAUCCUAGUAGGGCUCUUUGCGCAAGGGGUAACUUGAUUAAUCGUUGUAUGCAGUUCUAGUCGGAUCUGAAAACCUCCAUCAGUGCCCGGGACGUUUAACUGCUCACGCCAUCUACGCUGCUAGUUUGCGCCCGUGGUGCUGUUACGCAAGCCUUUGCCGACUAGACCGCAGUUGGUAGCCAGGCCCCGUAUUGCAGGUGGCUGGGGUGGGGGGGAUUGCUUACUGGGGUUAUUUUUUGGAGCUCCACAAUCACAUCUGACCCAUCUGGUUUUCGUUUUACGUUUGAGGUUAGGAUUAGGGUACCGGUUAAUGGUUUCCGAUUUUCGGGUUAGAGUUAUGCCCUUUAGGCUUAGAUUUUCGGGUUACGGUUAGGGUUUGAGCUUAAGACUAGGUUUCAGUGUUACGGUUAGGUUUUUCAGUUACGGCUAUAUCUAAGGGCUACGGUCACGUUUACGAUUUCGGUUAGGGUUGCAGUUAGGGUUAACGAUUAACGUUUAAGGUUGAGGUUAGGGUUGGGGUUAGGGUCAAGGUUGGGAUUAGAGUUAAGGUUGCCGUCCGCCUCCCCAUUCUUGGCUAUCAACUGCGAUCUAGCCCCUUUUUGCCGAGCUCCUCCUCUGGUAGGAAAUAAGGAAGAAGAGACCAGAUUGCUUGCCGUCUGUAAUGCAGCACCAAAACUGACGAAGAUUUUGUCUACAUUGCCAAGAAGAUGACACUUCCGCGGGGAUCCAGGGUGGAGUUGGUAGGGUAUGGUGUCGGCGCAAACAACCUGUACCCCUUCCCACGCAAUCGCGACACCUUUCCAACCCUUGCUCUCCGUCAGCCGUCAAUAUAUUUCUAUGACACUUACUUGUAACUGUCGGCAACGCCACACUCCUCACUGAGUCUCUCGUGCCUAUACUGGAAUCAUCUCAUCCAGUUGGAUCACUUAAGAGUGCAUUCUCAGCUAUUAUUCACAUUCAUAUUGACCCAACUGUGGAAAACUCGGCGUCCCGGCGGGAUUCGAACCCACGCAGUUUGGAGGACUAAGUGAAAGUGUGCAUAAAGUUGGGUUUUCCCGUUGAGAACUCCGUUCUUCAUUCAGAUUAAGGUCAGUUCUUGUAAAGAGAAGGCAACUGAUAAAAAUGAGCCUUUGCUAUCGCUCGUAGAUACAGAACCGAGCUAUCCAGUGAGUCCGCUUGUGGGGGGGAUGAGGAGUUGUGGAAUGUUCCCAAGAGUCUGGCUUGCCACGAACACGGCAUGGAAAAAACUUGAUUAGUGAACAGUCCUGGUCCGGUAUCAAACAUAUUUCCACCGUGCUGGUGUGUUGGGAACCAAUGAGUCACAAACCAGGGCACCACCCAGACCUACUGAAGGUUACUCAUCACUGUAUGUGACCUUGAAAACGGUCGGCUUACGGACUGGAUCCUCCGCCCACAGACCGGGUGGGGGAGGAGGAAUUCACCUAUAAAUCAUUCUGUGGAUACCUCAUUAAUAUUCAGAAUGAGUGGAACAGGCUUCAAAGUACGGGAUUUGUUGUAGUGUAUGCUUUUUAACUCUAACUAGCGAGCUAAGUGUCAGGUAUGCAAGCUGUCGUCCCUCGAUAACGACAGGUCGACUGAGUUGCAUGCUGCAGCAUGCUCACUCGCCGACGAUGCGCAUUCAAACGGACAAUAGAAGUAAUAGCACUUUUCUUUUCGAAGUCCAGUUGUCUGGAUCAGAUAAAAGUACAGGGGUUUGACAUCGUCUCCGGCUGCACUAACUUCGGGCUAGUCAUCAACGUGGGUAAAACGGUGCUCAUGCACAAACUAGCACCAGAAAAGGGACACACGACAUCCGGUAUCAGCGUGAGUGAAAUACGACUGGCAUCCGUGGAGAAGUUCACCUACGUAGACAGCGUCAUCUCAAACAGCACCAGGAUAGACGACGAAGCGGCUCAGUGGAUCACUAAAACCAGUCAGGCUCUCGGCCGGCCCUGGACCUCCGUAUGGCAGUGCCAUGAACUUCGACACAACACGGAGCUCAAUUCCUGUGUCUUAACAUUAAUCCCAACCGUUCGAAUUGUGGCUCUCGUCCUUACCUACCUAACCCAAAGCCCAACACUGCCCUAACUCCCCCACUGGAGUUUAAGGCAAAACAGGAGAUCCAUAUUCACGUGUUCAACAAAUGAAUGAUCGCAACCGGAUACGACUUGGGCACGCCAGUCAGUGCAGUCGAUGGCCUCGGCAACUCCAGCCUCAGUCGCGCACACUUUAUGCCUGCGACAAUCGGCGUGGGAAAGGUUUAUUGGUCAAUACUGGCACGCAGCCCGGUGUCAUUCCCCUGACAGCAACCGACCGUCCCCGCCCCAACUCCAGCCUCUUUCUUCAGGCCAUCAAAGUCUUCCCGAUCGUCAUUUUUGGUUCCUAUUCUCUCUUUUUUGCGUAUCAUCCUCCUGGAUCUUUCCCUCCAGGUCUUUGUCGUUACUAACGCCUCCUGUGCCUUUCCUAGUGCAGACUUCCUUGCCGUUCUCGAUCUUCCGGUUGACUGCCGGCAGUCCCAUCUUUACCAUCCGACUACUACUCUUGCUGUCCGGAGUAUUCCUUCCUUUGAAGUGUCUCGCCAACUCUCCGUCUCAGAUGUCGACCCGGCUAGUCAAUUUCGGCGGCUCCUCGUCAAAUAAAUCGAUUCCACCCGUUCCGACUUCGAAGUCUCUUCCUCACCGCACGAUGCUCUUCAUCAACUUCUGUGUUUUCUUGGUCCCUCACUCGGCGCCCGAACGUCUGGCUGCCGCCAAGGUCGAGUUAAAGUACAUGCUUCCACUGGGCAUCUUCUGUCAGUCGGAAGGCUCCUGGACCUCGUCCCCAAGGCUAUCACUGCUGGCUGACGCCCCUGUGAUAAGUACUGGGCCUUGAAAAACAUUACUACCCGUCACCGCUACCCAGCUCCCCAGACCUAGAACCUUGCCUUACAUCAGACCCCCAUCACAUAGGAGGAGGAGGAGGUGGCGGUUUCGAAGACGGUCAUCACCACUCCCGUUGACCUCUCGAGUUGUCGUGUAUGCCGUUUGGACAGUGCAACAUCUCCCAAAGUUUACAGAGGUCCGUAAACCGAGUAAUUCAUGGCGUGCCAUUCGUCCACGCCCAUACUGAUGACCUCUUGGUGGCCAGCACUACCACUAAUAGACGUCUAAGGCAUCUUGCAACGGUGUUUGUCCGUAUUCAGCUACCUGACGUUGUUCUAUAAUUGACCAAAUGUGGCCUCGGCAUUCACUCCCUCGAACUUCUCAAGGGUCUAGUAGACCCAGUCGGCCUCCACACCAGCCGUGGAUUAACGUCCCCUUCCCCCCCCCCACUUGCCAGAUUUCAGACUCCGCGCUUCUUGUAAGUUGUCAGCGUCUACCAACACUUUCUCCCGAACUGUGCUGACAUCAUUCUGCAGCUGACAAACCUCCUCUCUGGUCGUAAUGAUUCAAUCGGGUUUUUCACAGACAUUUUCGCUGGUUCUGACAAGGUGAAUGCUGUCCUGACCUGCCAGACCCCGAUGCGCAUACCUCCUUCAUGACCGAUGCCUCCAAUGUCGCCGUUUGUGUGGUUCUUUAGCAACACCACGCCGAUCGAACCCAGAUCCUAGCCUGUUCUUCCAGAAUGUUGUAGUCCACCGAAUCGCGCUGCGACACAUUUAGAGGGGAGUUUCUGGUCGUCUAUUUUGCCGUAAUGCACUUUCGAUACUUUCCUGAGGGAUUCCUCAUCUCCACGCAACACAAGUCCUUCUUAUUUGCCCUCCAGCUCCAUUCGGGCAAAUCAAACCCCCGGAAGAUCCAUUUACUGGACUAUAUCUCCCAGUUCAAUUCCAAAAUCCAACCUAUCAACACACCACAGUUUGUGGUGGUUGACGCGCUGACUGGGCCCCGCAUUGCUUACUUUCAACUCUCCAUAUGGACUGACCUCAUAGCAGUGUAUGCUGAACAGCGCUGGGUCAACUCGCAUACGAGAAUUUUGGGGGCCCCCAACUCCAGGAUGUCCCGCCUAUUACCGAGCAUGAAGUCGUGCUGUGUGGUGUUUCUACUUCCUUUCAUCGCCUUUUUGUGCGCCAAUCCCUCAGCCAAACUGUCAUCGUUGUCCUUCACAAUCUCUCCGCCCUGGGAUCUCAAUUGCGACAAAACAAUGGCACAAGGGUUCGUCUGGACCGGCAUAUGGAGGGAUCUGGCGGGUUGGACAUGGACUUAUUUCGGCCUGUCGGCACAACCAUGGCCCGGCUGGUAUGUUCCCCACUCCAAACGCUCAGUUCAGUCAUUUUCACUUGGAUAUUGUUAUCCCACUCCCUCGGAACGACUGCCCCAAUGCGCUCACCCGCGUUGCUCGCUUCACCUCAUGGCUGAAUGCUGUUUCCCGGCCCAAAUGUGAAGGUAUCGAUCGUGAUCAAGACAUUCCCUCGUUAAUGGGACAGUUUACCGCCCGGCUGCAAACGGGGUGGUCGAGUAAUUUCAACGACAGUGAGGGCCCCUGUGUGGGCUGCUGAGGACCCUGUUUGUCAUCCGUCUCGUCCUCAAGUGGGAUCAUGGCUGCUCCACCGUUGAACUGGUGUUCGACGCCAUCCUACGACUCCCAAAUGAGACGUUUCCCCCAACCUUCCGAUGUGUCGAUGAAGAUCCUCGCAUCUUCGUGCACCACCAUCGACAAUUCAUGCACAAGCUGUCAAUGGUCCCACUGCAAAUUCCCUCGAUCGAGUCUUGUGUUGAAAAGGUUCUGCUGACUAUACUCAAUUCUUGAAGAAGAAGAAGAAGAAGAAGAAGAAGAAGAAGAAGAAGAAGAAGAAGAAGAAGAAGAAGAAGAAGACACGAUCGCCGGGACAAGAGCUUUAUUAG